AUGGCCGCGCCGCGGCGCCUCCCCGCGCGGGGCCUCCUCGCCUUGGCCGCGCUGCUGGCGGCGGCGCCGGCCGCGCCGCCAGAGAGAGCUGUAACUGAGAAAGAAUAUUCUGCUGAUGUAUUUAAAAAGAAUCAUAUUUAUGGCAACAUCAAGCGAGAAGUGAGUGUCUAUGUUAAAGUAUUUACAAAUAGCCCAUUCCUCGUGUGUAUGGAUUUAGGCCUUUCUCAAGAAGAAAUAAUAGAUCCCACCUAUCUGUGGAUUGGUCCAGAUGGAAAAAACUUACAAGGGCAAACAUAUGUGAAUCUUACAGCAACAGGAAAGCUGAUGGUGAAGCGUUUUAAGGAGUCCAUGUCUGGAGCGUACACUUGCACUCUUUCUCACAAGAUCAUUGAAACCGAUGCACAGGACGAGACGGAGGUGUCUGAAGCGUACAAAUUCAUGGUCUAUGCAUACAGGGAACCCGACUAUACAUACAAGAUAUCUGUUCGCUUCACUACCAAGGAAUGCAAACUAGUAGCUAACAACAAGUUCUUUGAGGAACUGAAGAGAAUCCUGGAUAAUAUACUCUCUGAUCUGGCGUGUCAUGUCAUAGAGCCAUCGUAUAAGUGCCAUUCAGUCAAGAUACCAAAACAGAGCCUCCUGCAUGAGCUGUUUAUUACAUUUCAAGUAAACCCUUUUGCACCAGGAUGGGAAGAAGUUUGCAACCACCUUCCUUAUGACUGUGAAGAUGAAACAAACAAGAGAGUUCAAGAGGCAAGAGACCGUAUUGAAGAGUUUUUUAAUAAACAGACAUAUGCUUUGAAGCAUGACUUUCAAGCUCUGCCUACAAUACACUAUGUGGAUCACAGCUUUGAAGUUACUCGCAUUGACAGCUGCCGACCAGGCUUUGGGAAAAACGAUAUCACCCACAACGACUGCGCUAGUUGCUGUGUGGUUUGUGACCCUGGAACAUACAGUCCUAACAAUGAAGUGACCUGCCGAACUUGUGUAAGAACUCAAAUCAAACAGUAUGGAGCAAAAUCUUGCUAACGAACUUAGAAAAAUAAAAUUGGAAAGUGAAGAGGAGUUGUGAAAGCUUUGUCGUCAUGUUCCUUUUCUUUCUAGUUACCAUUGGGGAAACCUGCACUCACUGCUCAACAAUAGCCAGAGCCCAUCACUCAAAAUCCUACAGUUUUGGUAAUCAGGAACCUCUCAGAUUAUAAAAACAGGUACAGAGUGUUCAAAAUCAACACAAGGAAGAGGAUAUCAAGAAAAUUACGAUGUCGGCCAUGUGGUUUUUAGCAAAAAAAAAGCCUGGUUCUCUGUGGUGACACCAAGCAAGCCCCAGCUGUGCACUCUGGCUUCACAUUGAGGAGUUAUAAACAGCUCAGGGGACAAUAAGAGAUAGUCGUAGUGAACUGCGGAUCAUAAUGACAUAAAUUAUAUAUUAA
Messenger RNA from Nothoprocta perdicaria, 1430 nucleotides. It is a transcript of the gene ZPBP2, whose product is annotated as zona pellucida binding protein 2. The coding region runs from base 1 to 1029 and encodes 342 amino acids. Gene Ontology annotation, cellular component: zona pellucida receptor complex; extracellular region; acrosomal vesicle. Gene Ontology annotation, biological process: acrosome assembly; binding of sperm to zona pellucida. NCBI's taxonomy places the organism in Eukaryota, Metazoa, Chordata, Aves, Tinamiformes, Tinamidae. The record is from RefSeq and is a predicted model, not a curated record. The transcript has 8 exons.